UAUAUAACUAGAACUAAAUGUUCUUUUAACGAUCAACUAGAACCUACAGCUUGGAGCUCAUUCUUUUAUCAAAUGGAGUCGGGAAAAGCGCAGUUAUCAGUCAUCAAUGCAUGGAAGGAACAAAAGAUAACAAAGGUGACGAACAAGACUGAGAAGAAGCUCCUAGAGAUUUCAGCAUGGGAAAAAAAGCAAACAACCAAGAUCGAAUCUCAACUCGCUAAUAACCAGCGGAAGAUGGACAGUAAGAAAAAGGAGAAAGAAGAGAAACUGAGGAGCAAGAAAGCAGCAGUUCAUGCAAAAGCACAAGAGAAGAAGGCAUGGGUUCAAAUCCGACGCACUCAAGAGAUCCUCGAUGCAGAAGACGAAGCUGCUACGUUUCAAGCCACGGGACAGAUUCCCAACAAGUCAUCUUGCAGCUGCUUCUGAUAUCAUCAGCAGUAACCUGUGUUGCAUAUCACCUAUAACUAUCACCUAUACUUGUAUCGUUUUACGUGUGUUUUCAUAUUUGCUUGUGUUGGUCAUGGAACAAAUCAUUGUUCAACUAUCAUGCUACUGACAACACCAAACAUGCUAGAAACCAAAAUCUUAAGGUCUCAAAGACUUAUUAUUGAAGUUGGAAACGCUGCAAACAAGGCGUAAAAGAAUCAAGAAAACAUCCGCUUCUUGAAGACGCAUCACAACACUGACCAGUCUACGACAAUGAUAGGAAAACAUAGUACCAAAGGACUUGUU
Molecule: messenger RNA, 732 nt
Organism: Brassica oleracea var. oleracea
Lineage: Eukaryota; Viridiplantae; Streptophyta; Magnoliopsida; Brassicales; Brassicaceae
Exons: 4
Coding region: 73-426 (117 amino acids)
Source: RefSeq, a predicted model, not a curated record